CUGUGACAAAAGGAAAAGCCACCCGAGAGCCGCUGUUUUUAUUAUUCUGAGCUUGAAACCCAAGCGAUCAGUCCCAUUUAAACGCAAACGACAAAAUGUCUUCUGAUUUUGAAACCUAUGAGCAGGACUUUGGAACCGUUACCGCGGAAUUAACCAACAAAAUAGGCAGAAUUCCCAAAUUGGGUGGAGAGGAGAAGACACAGCUGGUUCUAAAUGUCGACAAACAGCUUGAAGAAGUCAGAGAGUUGUUGGAGCAGAUGGACCUGGAGGUGCGGGAGAUCCCGGUUCAGAGUCGAGCCAUGUACAACAGCCGUCUGAAAAGCUACAAGCAGGAAGUGGAAAAGCUGGAGAAGGACUUUAAAAGGUCACGUAUCGCCUACAGUGACGAGGUGCGCAACGACCUCCUGGGGGAUGACGUCGGCUCCUCGGAGAACCAGUUGAUAAAGUUGCGUGAAGAGAGAGCGCAUCUGUUGGACAACACAGAGAGGCUGGAAAGGUCAUCGCGGAGACUAGAGGCCGGCUACCAGAUAGCGGUGGAAACAGAACAAGUGGGCCAAGAGAUUCUCUCCAACCUUCACACCGACCGCGAGAAGAUCCAGAGGGCCAGAGAGAGGCUGCGAGAAACGGACGCCAACCUUGGGAAGAGCUCUCGCAUCCUCACGGGCAUGCUGAGAAGGUAAGAGGCAGGAUCAUCCAGAAUCGCGUGCUGGUCUUCGUCCUGGGAGCCUUCAUCCUCCUCACCAUCAUCCUGGCCAUCUAUUUCAAUCUGCGGGGCCACUGAUCCUCCAAAAACACACACGUCCAUCUUGACACCAACACAAACACACACACGCAUGAUUAAUAGCGACAAAACGCGUUGUUGGACUGUAAUUAGGACAAAUAGUCACCAUGAAUCAAGCUUUCCCUGCAGCUGACAAGGAUUUUUUCCCCUCUCCUCUUUUUCUUUUUAUAUAUUGUCAUCUUUUUCCCUCUGUCAUGCUCCGGCGUUCAUCUUGGGACAGAACUCAAUUCAUAGUGUUAAUCACAGCCCUUGUUUUUGGACACAUAAACACACGAGGAUGUGGACAAACUCAGAUCUUCACGAUGUAAGAGAUAAACAAAAGGCCCAUUUUUUUCUUGAUUAUUUAUAGUUGGAAGUAGACUUAAUGAAAAUCAUUGCAAACAUGAAUUCAAUGUGGACCUCUAACUCGACUUUAUACUAACAUUUAAAUGGACAUCAUGUAUAGUUCCAAGAUCUAUAUGUUAAGUGAUUCUGCUAUUUAUUUAUAAAAGUGUCUUCUUGUGCUUAUACUGUAUUUUCUAUGGAAUCCAUAAUGCAUUAAUAACAAUCACAACAGGACCAAUUGAUUCUUCUUUUUUGUUUUCGGGAUCAAUCCUUUUGAAACUGUCGUUGACGGUGAUAGACGUUUGUCAUCAAUGGCUGCCAAUGAAUAGCCUCAACUUAUUUUAAGGUCUUUUAAACAGUUAUUUACAGUUCUCAUUAAUUUGCAAGUCGACUCAUUGGCUGUGAAAAAUGUUUUUGAUUUCUCAGUUCUUCUUGGAUUUUUUUUUUUUAACAAUGUAGACAAAUUUGAAUAAAUGUGGACACACCAAGGAUCUAAAAUUGAA
Molecule: messenger RNA, 1608 nt
Organism: Corythoichthys intestinalis (scribbled pipefish)
Lineage: Eukaryota; Metazoa; Chordata; Actinopteri; Syngnathiformes; Syngnathidae
Gene: vti1a
Product: vesicle transport through interaction with t-SNAREs 1A
Exons: 9
Coding region: 96-680 (194 amino acids)
Biological process (GO): intracellular protein transport; Golgi to vacuole transport; vesicle fusion with Golgi apparatus
Cellular component (GO): ER to Golgi transport vesicle membrane; endoplasmic reticulum membrane; late endosome membrane
Molecular function (GO): SNARE binding; SNAP receptor activity
Source: RefSeq, a predicted model, not a curated record